Molecule: messenger RNA, 1476 nt
Organism: Culicoides brevitarsis
Lineage: Eukaryota; Metazoa; Arthropoda; Insecta; Diptera; Ceratopogonidae
Product: tektin-4
Exons: 3
Coding region: 1-1476 (491 amino acids)
Biological process (GO): cilium assembly; cilium movement involved in cell motility
Cellular component (GO): microtubule cytoskeleton; nucleus
Source: RefSeq, a predicted model, not a curated record
AUGAACACCAUUCAAGAAUCCUGCGUUGAACCUGGAAUGCAACCUGAUCAGCUAAUGACGAAGCUCCAACCAGAAGAUUACGAAAUCCAAACAAACCCAAUCGGAUUGCCUCAAGACGAGCCUCCUUGUUAUUUGCCCCAACAUGAGGAUGCAGAGCCCUUGAGGAACAUUCCCGAUCCCAUGGGAGCAAUUGGUCCUUGGGCAACUGGCAAAGUUGAUUGGAGUCCCUUGGCAGGCAUGACGGGAAUUCGUCCUGUAGUUGAUCAUUACACGAUUACGCGUUAUAGUCCAGCUGAGUGGCGAGCUCGGAAUGAAGGGAUCAUUCGAAGCUGUUACGAUGCCAUGAACGAAAGUGUUCGUGUGGAAAAUGACAGUAAGGACACGAUAAUUCGAACUUAUGCGUUCACGGAUAAAGCUCAAAAGGAUAACACGGGAAGACUUCAAACAAGAGCCAGAGAUGUUGAUAAAUGGAAAGAGACUCUUCACAGAGCUAUUACUGCGAUGCAGGAGGAAAUUUGUACGUUGGAGGAGCAGAGAAGGCGAUUGAAGCAAUCGUUGGCGGUUUUGAGGAUUCCAGAAUCGAUUGCAACGGAAUGUUUAGAUCGUCGCACAGGUCGUCCCGAUCACGAGCUCGUUCGCGACGAGCCCGAAGAAGAACUCAUCCGUGAAGUUGCUCUCAUUUCCGAAGUUCGCGACUUGCUAAAUCGCACGCUAGCUGACAUCGAAGCGCAACAAGUCGAGAAUCGCAAUGCACGUCAACGCAUGGAAUACGAUUGGAGUGACAAGAAGGAAGCGCACGAAAUCGAGGCCAUCAACUGUCACCUCUCAAACCAAUCGACAACGACGUUAUUUAAGCCGGGAGCGACUCGUUACCCAAAUGAACAAUCGUCUGAGGAAUAUUGGGAGCAUUUUACACGUGACACGCUGAAUGCAUGCGAAACGACGCGACAAAAAUCGAUCGCAUUGCGUCAAACGUUAGACGCGAUUUUGCUGAAUUCCACGCGUGAUUUGCGAACGCAGGCGGAUGUCGUCGAACGGGCACUCAAUAAACGUGUCAUUUGCAUGGAUGAAGUUCGUCAGCGUUUGGAGAACGAUUUGAAGGCUUGUUUGCGACGUUUGGCUGAUACGGAGACGCAAAUCGACAAACUCGAAGCUGCCAUCAAAAGUAUGGAUUUGCCGAUGAAAGUGGCCCAAACACGUCUCGAUAAUCGCCACGAACGCCGUUUGCGGGUCGAAAAUUGUCGCGAUAAGCCCCAAGAAGGCAUCAUCAACGAAGUUCAGAGCAUCCAGGAAGGAACCACUGCGAUGUUGGCGCAACUUAAACAAAGUAACGACGUCAAAAAUCAACUAAUGGCGACACGCGGCGCUCUCGAACGCGAAAUUAUGCUGAAACGACGUGCGAUUCAAAUCGAUAAGGAACGUUGCCAAUUGCUUCGUACGCAUUUUCCCUCAUCAACUGCACUAAGUGGCUAUUAA